This is a messenger RNA of Blastocystis hominis, 1344 nucleotides long. RefSeq lists its product as hypothetical. The coding region runs from base 1 to 1344 and encodes 447 amino acids. The transcript has a single exon. Lineage: Eukaryota; Bigyra; Opalinata; Blastocystidae. The record is from RefSeq and is a predicted model, not a curated record.
AUGAAACCGCCUUCCAAGUGGACACAACAAAUAAAGGCUAUUUUUGGAAUACAAAAUUACUGGAAAGUAGUUAUUUUUCGCAAAAUAUUUUUCUUCUUUUGUAAGUGGAUUACAAUGAGAUCGGCUAUUAUUUGCCUUGUUCUUGCCUGUUCUUUGGCUACCUCCAUUAAUAAGGACUUUUUUUCGGAAGCCUUCAAGUUCGUGAAUGUGUCCUAUGUGAAGUCUCCUGGCUUCCCUCGCAGAUCGUAUAACCACCCUGCCAACGAGGAUGUUAAGUACUGCGGAACUUACGAAUCUUGGUGCUUCCCCAAGAAGGGUAUUUCUGCCAAAUUCGACAUGAAGCUUCUGGGAAUGAUGCAUCAUGAUCCUGUGUACAUGGCUUAUACUACUCACGAGUACAUUUCCGAGAACUGUGUUGAUCAGUUCGCUGUUUCCACUACGAUUCAGUCCCCUGUCAAGUUCGUUGAGAGCAACGAGCAGUACAUGGAGAUUACUUAUGAGAAGAUCUUGAUCAACUUCCAUAUGCAGGAGUUGCUGGAUAUGAUCACCUGCACGGAGCCUCUGGAUCUUGAUACGGACUACGAUAUCACCACCAUUUCCUGCAAGGAUGGCAUGGGUAACGACUUCUUCUAUGAGUUGAAGCUGUUCCUUGGCAGAAAGAUGAACGUGGAGGUUGAGUUUGGUGAGAAGACUGCCACUUAUGACGGACUUCCCUUCGAUCGUUUGAGCGAUACUGGCUGCACCUGUGCCAAGGAUAUCAUUAAGAAGAGCGCUUCUAUGAUUCCUAAGGCCGUUCCUAAGGCUACCGAGACCAAGAACGAGGACAUUAAGUUCUGCGGCCGCUACUCCACUGGCUGUGUGUCCUCUCCCCUUGUGUCGAUGCAGGCUGAUAUGAAGAUUCUGGGCAUGAUGCACAAGAACCCCAUCUAUCUGCAGUAUCCUCUCUCUGUGUAUCUGGGUGAUCAGUGCACUGAGGCCACGGAGAUGACUGUGGUCACUGUGAGCGGACCUUUGCAGUUCAAGAACGAUGUGGAGAAGAGUGUGACCGUGACUGUCGAUAAGGUCUUGAUGAAGUUCACCAACGAAAUGAUGAUUUCGCAGUACACUUGCUCGGAGCCUCUGGAGCUGAACAAGGAGUACGAUGUCACCACUCUGGAUUGCAAGGACGAGGAGGGCAACGAUCCUUUCGCGGAUAUGAAGUCUCAGAUUGGCGUUCCUACGGACGUCGAAAUGGCUUUUGGCGAGAAGAGCCUGACCUUCAAGGAUCCUGAGGGCGAGGAGCCUCUUGUUCUGGAGCGUCUGGGAGAUGAGGGCUGCACUUGCUAUAAGAAUCUGCGUGCCUAG